GUAAUGUUGUUUAGAUUUUAGAUACAUUGCAUUACGCCUUUUAAAAGAUUCCUACCGGAAAAGGAAAACCGUGUCGUAUCCUUGGUUGUGUUGGUCACCACCUUCAAACGUGCAAAAGAACUUGCUAAGAAACUACGCACGUUUAUGAAAUUGACAAAAGUAAAAAAUCAUGCUGAUGUAGUUAUUAUUUGUGUAACAUCACAAUGGGAAGCAAGGCAGCCUUUAGCUACCUCGGUUACCGAAACUAGAAAACAGGGAGAGUUACUAACGAACCUGCAAUUAUGAUAAUUAUAGUAUUACGUAGCAUAAUAACUUUCUCGCUUCUUCCUAGAAAUAUCUUCAGUCUUUGGUAGGAAGAUUCAUAGAAACUUCUUGUGGUUGCAUUUCUCUUCUGCAAUUCUUCUUAUUUAUAUUCUUGUUUUGCUUCGUCACAAAAAAUGAACCACUGUCUUGCUCAAUUUUCUCUUCUAAACUGUGCUUCAUCUUUGUGUGUGUGUUAAGCGUUUUGGAACUGAAGGAUGGGCCAAGCACUUGGUUGCUAUCAAGUUGAGGAGUCAAAUGUGGCUAUCAAGCAAUAUUUUGGAAAAUUUGAGGAAAUUCUGGAGCCUGGAUGCCAUUGCUUACCUUGGUGUCUUGGUUACCGGAUAGCUGGUGAACUAUCACUACGAGUCCAGCAACUCGAGGUUCGUUGCGAAACGAAAACCAAGGACCAUGCAUUUGUCACUGUGGUUGCGUCCGUGCAAUACCGAGCUCUGGCUGACAAAGCAUCUGAUGCCUUCUAUAGGCUUUCAAACACAAGGGGGCAGAUCCAAUCAUACGUUUUUGAUGUUAUUCGGGCCAGUGUGCCAAAAUUAGAGUUGGAUGCCGUGCUUGAACAAAAGAAUGAUAUAGCAAAGUCUGUUGAAGAGGAGCUUGAGAAGGCCAUGUCUACCUACGGAUAUCAGAUAGUCCAGACCCUGAUUGUGGAUAUCGAACCGGACACUAAUGUUAAGAGAGCCAUGAAUGAGAUCAAUGCAGCUGCUAGACUGAGGGUGGCUGCAAAUGAAAAAGGUGAAGCAGAAAAAAUUCUGCAAAUCAAGAAAGCUGAGGGAGAGGCAGAGUCCAAAUAUCUGUCGGGACUCGGUAUGGCUCGCCAACGCCGGGCCAUUGUGGACGGGUUGAGGGACGGCGUCCUUGCAUUCUCCGAAAAUGUGACUGGAACAAGGACCAAGGAUGUGAUGGAGAUGGUGCUGAUGACUCAGUACUUUGAUACUAUGAAGGAAAUCGGGGAAUCUUCAAGGUCCUCAACGGUGUUCAUACCUCAUGGCCCUGGUGCGGUGAAAGACAUUGCUACGCAGAUUCGAGACGGCCUCCUUCAGGGAAAUGCCUCCCAGAACUUAAUUCAAGAAUUGUAAAAGUGACCACAUAAAAUUUCUAUAUAAAAUUAGUCUAUUUAAGUUGUAAC
Messenger RNA from Arachis stenosperma, 1444 nucleotides. Its product is annotated as hypersensitive-induced response protein 2-like. Bases 519 to 1394 code for a protein of 291 amino acids. The record is from RefSeq and is a predicted model, not a curated record. The transcript has 5 exons. Lineage: Eukaryota; Viridiplantae; Streptophyta; Magnoliopsida; Fabales; Fabaceae.